AUGGCAAAUCCAACUGAGCGUGAUUUAGAAGCACAUUUUCGGGAAGAAUUAUUCCAAAGAAGUGAGGGGAAGAAAUCUGUCUUGCUUCCAAAAGAACAGUAUAAUGAAAUUAUUUCAGAACUGACAGCAAUUGACAAGUCAGGCAAAAAGACGCCUCAUGAAUACUACCUUCUGAAGAAGUAUGAGAUCCUCAAGUGUGGUGAUGUUCUCAAGUUGAUCAGAAGACGGACUGCCAAUGAAGAUCCUAUCUAUUUUGCUACAUUGGAGGAUACAUUCGACAUUAUUAAGCGUGCUCAUAUUGAAACUGGCCACGGAGGGCGCGAUAAGAUGGUAAAGGAAUUAUCUAAAAAGUAUGCCAACAUUACCCAUGAUGCAAUAUCUAUUUACAAAUCACUGUGCAUCGAAUGUCAGCGUAAACGUAAGCGACCAACAACCAAAGGGACUGUUGUUCGACCUAUUCUGACAAAGAACUUUGGCUCCAGAUCACAAGUUGACCUUGUAGACAUGCAGGCGAUGAAACAAGGCAACUAUUAG
Molecule: messenger RNA, 534 nt
Organism: Macrobrachium nipponense
Lineage: Eukaryota; Metazoa; Arthropoda; Malacostraca; Decapoda; Palaemonidae
Product: KRAB-A domain-containing protein 2-like
Exons: 1
Coding region: 1-534 (177 amino acids)
Source: RefSeq, a predicted model, not a curated record